GGAAUUUCUUUUAAAGGUGUUCCGUCCAUUUUGUAAAUUGCAAUCACGUGCCGUUUCUAUCAUCACGUGAUAUUUGUGAAGGCAGUGAUUACUGUACUGCAAGGGAAGUAACACUGCGCGGAGUUUGACGACCCGUAUUAUAUUCGAGGCCAUAUCUUGAUACUAGCCGAGGAGUUCCGAUUGCUAUCAGGUUAUAUUUCGGAAGUAAUAUGCCACCAUAAUAUACGGAUAGGUGAAGUUAAGUGGACUCUUCAACUACAUAUAUAGAGAGAUAUAGGAGUGAUUAUAUUAUUCAGUGGUCAAUUUGCAACAUGCUUCGAUUUGCAACGGAAAGCCUGAUACUGAACUCAUCUUGCAUUCUUGUGAUUGUAAUAUGGAUGUUGUGUCGGGACGUAGGAAACGGAGCUGGAGACACUUUCAUCUGUAAUGGAGCACAAUCCACGUUCAAAAACGCCGAAUCAGACACGCGUCUGGCGGCCAUGGAGGGCCGGAUAGAGCAGCUCCAGAAACUUGUCGACCGGAAAGAGAGCGGCCUUACCACUAUUCAAGGAUUCCCGAGAGACUGCGGCGAGAUCUACGCGAACGGAAGCCGAGAGGACGGCCUGUAUCACAUCUCUCCAGACGGCAGGUGCCCGUUCCUCGUCUACUGUGACAUGGAGCACGGCGGAUGGACAUUCAUACAGAAACGAUUGGACGGCUCCGUUAAUUUCUACCAGCCGUGGGCAGAGUACGUUCGAGGCUUCGGUGAUGUCAGCAGCGAACACUGGCUGGGCCUGGAGAAGAUCCACCGCCUGACGCAAGAAGGCGUUGAGAUAUUCUUCAACAUGAGCACGUGGGAAGGCGGGUACGAGUUCGCACAUUACAAGGUGUUCACCGUCCACGAGGCUGCCACCGCAUACAAGAUGAACGUGGACGCGUUCGGCUACGAGGGCAGCAUCAAGGAGCUUCUCAGUUACCAUGACAACAUGAAAUUUUCAACGUUCGACCGUGACAAUGACCUUAGCGUCAACAACUGUUGUCAGAAGUAUAUGGACGGUGGUGGGUGGUGGUACAACACUUGUUACCGACUCGGAUGUGUUAACGGCGUUUUUGGAAAGAAGGAGCUAGGCGGAAUCGGAUACUGGGAUGCUAAACAUGUUCCCAUAAAAUCAGUCAACAUUAAAAUCAGACAGAUGGAGGGAACAUGCUAAACAAUACACUGUACAUGGAUUACUACAGACGGUCAAUAUGGAAUUUAACAUACAUAUUUAAUAUUCAGUUUAAGUAAAACAUUUAUCAUAUAAUAUUCUAUAUAUAUAUUAUGAAAACGAAACACUUCUGAUGCACGGAAGAUUCCAAAAUUAAAACACAACGUAUUUUAUGACCCGACCAACAUUAAUAGUAGGAUUGCAAAUAUGGGAAACUGGAUUUUUUGUCUUUAAAAUACUAAAAACAUAAUGCAGGCUAAGAUAUCGUUAACUUCAGUCGAUAUGCGAUCAUAACACAUGUACAUAUAUUUGAUAAAGAUGUACAAUGCAGAGCCCAACAGUUGCCCAUGGAUACUUUAAUACGGUCGAAACCCAGAAACAGGAUCCAUAUCGCUUGGCUCGAUUUCCUCGUUGGAUCGACCUGGAUGUAAAGGUCAAAUUUUGUUUUACUUUUUAUACGCAUUUCCACUUGGCUCGAUAUUCGUGUGGCUCGAAGUAUCUUGGUCGGUCCAUGUGAUAUCGAGCCAACGAGUUUUGACUGUAGAUGCAUGCAUGUUGCCUCUGAUGUCGUAAACGACUCCUGUGAAUCAGUGAUACUAAAAGUAGCUUAAUCCUAGUUAUUUAAUGCGCAUGGUAAUUAUCAAUAUUUUUCACAAAACGACAAAACAAAUAAAAAGCGUGCAGGAAAAAAUACAUCUGUUUGUAA
Molecule: messenger RNA, 1893 nt
Organism: Mya arenaria
Lineage: Eukaryota; Metazoa; Mollusca; Bivalvia; Myida; Myidae
Product: angiopoietin-related protein 7-like
Exons: 3
Coding region: 312-1190 (292 amino acids)
Source: RefSeq, a predicted model, not a curated record